This is a messenger RNA of Daphnia carinata, 1706 nucleotides long. Its product is annotated as UDP-glucosyltransferase 2-like. Gene Ontology annotation, molecular function: UDP-glycosyltransferase activity. The transcript has 3 exons. The coding region runs from base 59 to 1627 and encodes 522 amino acids. NCBI's taxonomy places the organism in Eukaryota, Metazoa, Arthropoda, Branchiopoda, Diplostraca, Daphniidae. The record is from RefSeq and is a predicted model, not a curated record.
UCACAGUUGUUGAAAACUAACAGAGAAAGGCGUUACGUUCUUACGCUCAAAGUAAAAAAUGAAAUUGUUUUUAUUUGUUUUCGCAAUUUUUAUAGUUGUGGCGGUUCCAGUGGCCGAAGGAUCCCGAAUCCUUAUUGCAGCUGCUCAUGGCACAAAGAGCCAUCAAAACGUGUACGUCCCAUUAACGAAAGAAUUGGUGGCACGAGGACAUCAUGUAACCAUCAUCUCUAAUUACGAAGUCGGCGAAGUGGCUCUGCUGGACAACGUCCGGCAGAUAUGGAUAGAAGAAUUGGCGAUAGACGUCUCGAAAUUUCCCAAUAUGUUUACAGUCAUGUCGGACCCAUGGAAAAAAAUCGACAUGGCUGUCAAAAUCAUCGAAACGCUCAUCAAGCAACCAUCGAUGAAUGCCGAAACUACUUAUGGAGACCCACGCGUCCAGCAGCUAAUGGCCAGUGAAAGUUUCGACCUGGUUAUGAUCUCUGAAGCCUGCGGAUUGACUUGCUAUCCAUUCGGUUGGCAUUUCAAAGCUCCAACAAUCGCAAUGAGUCCCAAUGUUUUAUUCCCAGGACGGGCUGCAUUGCUGGGCGAUGACGAACACCACAGCUAUGUUCCUUUUUUGCUCACCUCUUACACCGACAAAAUGAGCCUUUAUGAACGUACCAUCAAUUACCUAACUGCCAAAUUUUUUCAAACAUUUGUUCAUGACUGGCACUUGGACACGGUGCACAGCAUCUUCAAGCGGAAGAUCAAUCCGGAAUGCCCACCGUUUAUUGAAAUUGAAAAGAAUUUCUCGUUAGUCUUCACCAACAGUCAUCCGAGUUUCAGCUAUCCGAGAACUCUUCCACCGAAAGUUAUUGAAGUGGGUGGGCUUCAUUGUCGCCCAGCUAAACCCCUUCCGGAAGAUUUAGAAACGUUCGUUUCUUCAUCCGAAGCUGGAUUCAUCGUAUUUGGAAUUGGCAGCGCCAUUAGAAUGGAAGAAAUGCCUGAGGAGAUCAUUCAAUCUUUCAUCAAAGCUUUUACUCGUCUACCUCAAAGAGUGAUCUGGCAAUGGAAGGGCAAAGUUCGACCCGAUUUACCUCAAAAUAUUAAGGCCGUCCCAUGGCUACCUCAGCAAGAUUUAUUAGGACACCGAAAUUGCCGGGGAUUUAUAACUCACGGAGGCUUGAACAGCUUGCAAGAGGCAGUUUAUCACGGAAUUCCAGUCGUGGGAUUUCCAUUCGGUACCGAUCAAAGUCAUAACAUGGGACGGGCUAUUCAGGAAGGCUAUGCUCUUAAACUGGAAUGGAAAGAUAUCACGCAAGAAUUGUUAACUACGGCCAUUCAUGACAUUUUACACGAUUCCAGGUAUAAGAAAUCGGCGAAGAGAUUAUCCGCUAUGUUUCGCGAUCAAAUUCAACCACCUCUAGAACGAGCCGUAUUUUGGACUGAAUUUGUGCUGCGUCAUAAUGGCACCGAACAUUUGCGUUUGGGCUCCAUCGAUUUAGCACCCUAUCAGAGAGCACUAGUCGAUGUCUAUUUAGUCAUGGCUCUUAUUUUCAUUACUCCCAUUUUACUAAUGUUUUUCUGCGUCCGAAGGUGUUGUCGUCGUCGGCCAGCAGUAACAGAUGCUGUAAAAAAGCAGCAAUAACAUGGGGAAAAAAACGUUUGUGUUUGCACAGUGUAACACAGUUAUGUGCAUGACUUGACAAAAUUCAAAUAGAGUAUAU